AUGCUAGGAAUGUCUCCUGGGACACUUACUCAGCGGACGCAAGAAUUUGGUCUGCCACUUGGUCACCAGCAUAAUUUUUCCAACUUGUCCGACACUGACCUGGACAAUAUUGGGAGACACAUUCUUUCAGUUACCUCACUGUGAAUUCUGCGUAGUACUCCACCGAGUAAGUGUCCUACCCAGCGAAACCACCCAAUGCUUCUCUUAGUCCAUGUUGAUUCUCCUGGACCGACAACGAAACUCGACCAUUACCUUGAGACAUUGAUGGUGCCAUUCUUUCUAACGGCCAAAGCGGGAGUCCACUGGCACUAGAAAAGCCCAUUAGAGGCAUCCAUAUAGUUGGGACAGUGCACAGAAAAGUAAGCAGACAAAAAAGCAUUGGGAGUACGGAGAGAGGGGAAAGAAACCCUCCUCUCUCUCUCUCUUCAUUUCUUUUGUUUUUUUUGCCUUGGCUCUAUUUUGCACCAUUUUCUAAUGUCUGAACACUUGGAAUAGGCUAUCACCAGAAGUAACGCAGUGCUCCACAAAGAAAAAUUAUGCAUUCCGCAACACAAUGAAUACAAAGAGCUGUAGAGAUUCCAGAAACAGUUUAAAACCACAGGGCAUUAGACGAAAACACAAAGAGUAGAGGCCUAAGAGACACACAGGGCACUUUGGGAGAGUCCUGGGAGGGGAUGCUUAAAAGCACGCUAGAGCACACUUAAAGGAGCCUACGCUUUUGUCUCACAUGACACAAUAAAGACAAUAAAGAGUGUGCCAUAAAACAAUGAAACGUGAGCAGGCUAAAAUAGAAAGCGUGUUAACCUUCAAUAACAAAAGCUGGCAUACGAGGAAACACCACACGCAAGCGUGUAACUUAGUGUGCUUUUACACAACCCCAGGUACUGCAAGCAAACUUACCAGACGAGAAGCAAAAGUAAUAGGCCUUGACACAGUUUUGGAAGCAAUGGUGAUGAGUAGACAAACGCAUGAGAAAUUACAGUGUUUGUAUGAGAAUCUAAUGUUGAAUAAUUUCUGUAAAACAGCUGUAAAGCUACACAGCAAAGGAUUUUUCUAACAAAUUUUGGGGGCCGUUACUGUGCUUAAGUUUCUCCAGACGCUUGCUUUAGAUUUUCCAUAUAUUUGUCUGCAAUUUUUACUGGGAAAUUUAAGUUGGCCGGAACAGGAAUUUUUACAGACAAAUGUAAAGAAAAUUUUUUAAAAAGGUUCUAGCCCAUGUAGAUGCAUGUAACACCCUCAAUUUUUUUCAGUAGAAUUGUUAGGAAUGAAACCUUGGCUUACAAUUCAUAUUCAUAUUUUUUCAGAACAGCCGUUUUACAGAAAUUGUUCAACAUUACAGUGCAAGCCAGAAUUAAGCAAACAAUGCAAACGCGACACAGACGCAUGGACGUGUCAGUGCUGAUGCCUACAUGUGUCAGGCAGGGAAAGAUUUUUCUUUUGUCAUACACUAAAACAGCUUUGCUUUGUGUGGCAUUGCUAUGAUAAACAAAACAAAUUCUCAGGUUUGAGGUAGCUCAAUAAUCCCUUGUUUAAUUAAGAGCACCAAGGACAUAAAUCAAGAUAACUUUGGCGACGUGGGUUCUGCUUAUUAUGCGUUCAUACACCAGAAGAAUACCAGCCAUUUUUAGAGACUUGAAAAUAAGAGCCUACAUUAAAUUUUAUUAAACAGUGACGAAUUUGGCGAUAAAGAAAUUGAUGUACGCAAAUAUCAACGGUAUGUUUACACUUAAUGCUCACUUAAUGCUGGCGAGUAAAAUAUUACUACUAACCCGACGACGAAUGAAUGUCUGCGUUGCAUGAUACAGAAUACUGGUUGCUUACUCUUUUUUAGGUUUUUGCUUCCCAUGUGUACAUGACAAAUUGAAAAUCAGAGUGCUCGCCUGCAUUUAACAACAACAAAAAUCAAUAUGAAAUAAAUUUGCAUACACGUACGAUCAAGAGAGUCAAUAUUUCACGCUAAAAUAAAUGAGUGAAAAUAUUUAUACAGCUAGCUAACCAAUUAACAAAUCAAUAUCAGAAAUCCCUUUUGCUUCAUGUGAAACUGUGGUUUAAGGUUUGCUCACUCUCAUAUUCCGGAUUCUUCUUUCCUUGUGUAACCCGAGACACAAAAAUACAAGGUAAUUGUAAACUAUGCUAAAAUGUAAACAAACAGCCCUAAAGAAUGUUCAGCACUUCAGCCCGUGAUGCUCAAGAUCUUAAAAUAAACUUGCUGACAUAGCGACAAUUGUCAGUGUAUAUGGUUUCAUUGCUUACUAAAAUCACUCAGGAUCUAAAAUUAGUGUUAGAACUCUUUAUCAUAGACUCGAAGUGUAAUUUGUAAAUAAAAAACUCUCUGUAUUAUCUUCCUAGUGAAAGAGUUAUCUCUCGCUGAGCUGUCAACCCCGGCUGUCAAGUACAGACUGGUGUGUUCUAAAAUUAACACUAUUUUGAUAGCGGUAGAGCUGGAAGUUUAAUAUUUGGAGCUUCUCAGAAAGUUUUAUGAGAAUGUACACGAAAACCUGAAAUAUAGUAUUUUUAUUUUUAUUUUACCCAUGACGAAUUACAUAUGAAGCAUGUAAGAAAUUAAACCAACCUUUUUCGCCAUGGGAACAGAAAAACUUAACGUCACUUUGCAAUCAAAGGCUUAUGUUAUUUACUAUUUCAAGCAUGCAUCCUCAAAACAUUAAGGCAGCAAAGUGCAAGUGUCACUUAUAAUGUGGAAUUCGUGUUCUUCGAAACACGAUCACCUUGUCAAAUACAUGCGAAACUCUCCUGGAGUUGAAUUCCUAAAAACCAUAUCCAAGUUCAGAUGGAGCAAGACAAAAAAAUCCUUUGUCAUCUGUCUACCCCCUAUCGAAUAAUAUAGUCUUCCCAUAGACAUUUGCUGCUUGGCAAUGCAAAGUUCUAAAAGAUAAAAUGUCAAGUUCUAAACAUGCCUCUUCAGUUGAAGUUUCAUUGAUGUCUCUAAAAACACAACAACAACAAGAAAGGAAAAAUUUUUGUCUUCAAGCGUGUGCCUCGAAGACUCAGAUAAAUAAUGUCCAUUGCUUGUCCUUGUGGUGUUGUAAAUGAUGUUUGCACGGUUUUGCUUCUACAAGGGCAAUCGAAAUUUAAUAUCUCUCUCAAUUUUCAAGCACUCGCUGCGUCGGCCAGACAACAAGCCGUGGUAAUGCGCUGCAGAGGACUAGAAUAUUUGUAACAUUUCCAGAUCUGUUAGGUCUUGGGUGCUUAGUGCGGGAUGGAAGUGGAGUGUUGGAGGCUGUGCCAAAGGUGUUGGGUGAGGGAGCAGUUGUACGUGAUGAGAAGGGACGAAAGGCUGGUCAGGCUUUGAUCGAGUGGGACAAUCCAGGGUGUGAUGACCAUAGGUGUGGCAAUGGACGUAGUAGGGCAGGGUCUCUUCCUUGA
Messenger RNA from Porites lobata, 3384 nucleotides. NCBI's taxonomy places the organism in Eukaryota, Metazoa, Cnidaria, Anthozoa, Scleractinia, Poritidae. The record is from the annotation of a GenBank genome assembly.